CCUCACUAGGGCCAAGGAACCGGGAAUUUCAGGGACAUGGGGGAGGGAGAGGGAUGUCUCUCUACCGCCCCAACCCCCCAUGUCUGUGGUGAAGUCGAUCGAAUUAGUGCUGCCCAAGGAUGCAAUCUACCUGGCUGGCUCCAGCAUAAAAGGGAAGAUGAUUUUAACCCUGAACAGCACCCUGGUGGACCCCAUAGUGAAGGUGGAGCUCGUGGGAAGGGGUUACAUUGAGUGGAGUGAAGAAGCCGGGGCAUCCCGCGAUUACAGCAGAAAUGUUAUUUGCAACAACAAGGCAGACUACGUGCAUAAGACAAAGACAUUCCCAGUGGAGGAUAAUUGGUUAAGUGCAGGCAGCCACACCUUUGACUUCCAUUUCAACUUACCUCCCAGGCUUCCUUCUACCUUCAGCAGCAAAUUUGGCCAUGUCUUCUAUUUCGUACAAGCUUCCUGCAUGGGCCGGGAACACAUUUUAGCCAAGAAGAGGAUGUACUUAUUGGUUCAAGGAACUUCCGCCUUCCACAAAGAAACUCCAUUGCAGAACCCCUUGUUGGUGGAGGCUGAGGAGAAAGUCUCCUACAACUGCUGCCGCCAGGGCACCAUCUGCCUGCAAAUCCAAAUGGAAAAAAACACCUUCACACCGGGAGAGAAGGUUGUCUUCACAACAGAGAUCAACAACCAGACCAGCAAAUGCAUCAAGACGGUCAUAUUCGCCCUGUAUGCUCACGUUCGGUACGAGGGCUUCACGCCCGGCGCGGAGAGGCGGUCUCGGCUGGACAGCAGCGAGCUUCUGCGGCAGGAGGCCAACACCCACAUGACCCGCUUCAACACCACCAAGAUCGUCAGCACCUUCAGCCUCCCAGUGCUGCUGUCCGUGAGCAGCAGCACACGGGACGGGGAGAUCAUGCACACUCGCUACGAGCUGGUCAUCACCGUGCACCUGCCCUGGUCCCUGACCAGCCUCAAGGCCAAGGUUCCCAUCAUCAUCACCAGCGCCUCGGUGGACUCUGCCGGCUGCCAGUCGUCAGAGGACGGAGUGUUACCCGUGAGCCCAGAUCACCAGAAUUAAGUGCCCAAACUUUUAAAUAUUAAAAGCUUUAUUAGUCUCUA
Molecule: messenger RNA, 1107 nt
Organism: Macaca mulatta (Rhesus monkey)
Lineage: Eukaryota; Metazoa; Chordata; Mammalia; Primates; Cercopithecidae
Gene: ARRDC5
Product: arrestin domain containing 5
Biological process (GO): protein transport
Cellular component (GO): endosome; cytoplasm; plasma membrane
Source: RefSeq, a predicted model, not a curated record